Recurvomyces mirabilis is the source of this 2286-nucleotide messenger RNA. RefSeq names its product ATP-dependent RNA helicase dbp7 (gene DBP7). Gene Ontology annotation, biological process: ribosome biogenesis. Lineage: Eukaryota; Fungi; Ascomycota; Dothideomycetes; Mycosphaerellales; Teratosphaeriaceae. Bases 1 to 2286 code for a protein of 761 amino acids. Gene Ontology annotation, cellular component: nucleus. Gene Ontology annotation, molecular function: nucleic acid binding; ATP binding. The record is from RefSeq and is a predicted model, not a curated record. The transcript is spliced from 2 exons.
AUGGCAGACGAUGGCAUGCUGCUCAACUUUGAGCUACCCUCAGACGCCUUUGCGCCGGUGAAGAGGCUGAAAGGCGGGAGUUGGAAAGACAGAUUGACGGCAAGAAAGUCGGCAGAGUAUGGACGGCAGAAAGCACAGGAGCGAGCGGGAGGAAGUCGGAAGAGUAUGCCCAACUAUGGGGAUGUGCAGAGUGAGGAGGAAGAAUACGUGGCGCAUGCUCAGCGGCCUGCAAAGCGGUCCAGGACUGAUACAGGCUCCAGAGGGAAGGCGCCUCAACAGAAUGGAUACGUCUCGUCGCUGUUCACAUACAAUCCUCGAGAUGCACUGGAGAAGCCGGCAGAGGAUGAGGAUGUGCCCGUGGAGGACGAUGCUCCGGUCGAACCCUCCAAUGCACCGCUAUCCGACGAGCUCGCCACCUUCACCAACCUUGGACUUUCCAGCACCAUUGCCAGCCAUUUGCUCAACAAGCUGAACAUAAAGGCGCCAACCGCUAUCCAGCGACAGGCUUUGCAGCAUUUAUGUGCCACGAGCACUGAUGCUUUCAUUCAGGCCGAGACUGGAUCUGGUAAAACAUUGGCAUAUUUGCUGCCUAUCGUGCACCAUAUCUCUCAGAUCUCAAAACAGAUGAAAGCAGCUGGACAAGACUUCACACGAUCGUCUGGAUUGUUUGGGCUGAUCCUAGCACCCACUCGCGAGCUCAGCAAGCAGAUAAGUACAGUGCUGGAGGGUCUGCUAUCAUGCUGUCACUGGAUUGUGGGUGGCAUUGUGACUGGUGGCGAAAACAAGAAAUCGGAAAAGGCUCGAUUGCGUAAAGGAAUGAAUAUUCUGGUCGCUACGCCUGGUCGUCUAGCCGAUCAUAUCAAUUCCACCGAAGUCCUUGACGUCUCAAAGGUGCGGUGGCUUGUGCUUGACGAAGGUGAUCAGCUCAUGAAACUUGGAUUCGAGCAAGACCUGCAGCGGAUUGUUGGUCUACUCAAUUUGCGCGGCAGGGCACCAGCAUCCGUACCUGGACUGCCAGAACGAAGGACCACAGUACUGUGCUCGGCGACGAUAAAGACCAGCGUUGAACAGCUGCGCUCGAUUGCACUCAAAGAUGCGGUGUCUAUAGUUGUUGAUUCCCCGGAAGCGACGGUCGAGGGCGAGCAGACUGAAACCCAGGCAUUUAGUGCUCCAGCGCAGCUCAAGCAGUCUUAUGCGAUAGUACCGCCCAAGCAGAGAUUGGUAACACUGACCGCUGUCCUAAGGCAAGCGUUCAAGAGGAAAGGCAGUGUCAUGAAAUGCAUUGUGUUCAUCGAUGCUGCGGAUAGUGUGGACUUCCAUUUCGAGCUACUGAUACGAGAAAGAGGUGAGAAGGUUGAUACUGAUGAGCUUAAGGUGCCACGCUUGAGCAAGACAGGGAAGAUCACGCAGGGCACGACAAUCUCUGAGACUCGUACAAACGGCGUUGCAAGCUUUCUGCAAGGCACAGCGAGUGGCGACGUGCAUAUUUUCCGGCUUCACGGCUCCUUGCAGCAGCAUACUCGUACUAGCACGUUGAAAGCUUUCGCGACUUGCGAAGAUCCGGCAAUACUUGUCUGCACGGAUGUCAUGUCUCGAGGUCUGGAUCUCCCCAACGUUGACCUUGUGGUCGAGUACGAUCCGCCCGCUAGCAAGGACGACCAUCUCCAUCGCAUAGGACGUACGGCUCGUGCUGGAAAAGAUGGUCGAGCAAUGAUCUUCCUCCUGCCAGGGUGUGAGGAGGAAUACGUCAGUAUACUGAAAGAAGGCAAGCCGCGCAACCUCACAAAGCACGAUGCAGAUGAGUUGCUGAAGAAGGGCUUUGCUCCCGCGAAUGGCGUGGUGAAGGAGAAGAGUUGGGAGGAAGCGGCGACGGACUGGCAGAUGGAUAUUGAGCGCUGGGCACUCGAACAUCCGAAGCAUCUCGAGCAAGCACGACGAGCCUAUCAGAGUCAUAUCCGAGCUUACGCUACUCAUGUCGUGGCUGAGAGGCACAUGUUUGAUCUCAAGCAGAUGCAUUUGGGUCACUUGGCUAAAGCUUUCGCGUUGAGAGAUAAGCCGAGUAGUAUUCGAGUACCAGGACAACGACCUGGGAAAGCGGCCGUGGCGAAGACGAAGGAGGUGAGGCGGACGCAGGCGGGCAAGUCUGCGGCGGGCUCGAAGAGGAAGAGUGAGAGUGCUUUGGAUGAUGUGGAUGGUGGUGAGAACGACGAGAGGGAGGCAAGGAGGAGGAUGAUGGCUAAGAUGAAGAUGAACAUGAGUGGUGCUUCGGAAUUUAAUCUAGGGUAA